GAAUAAUGCCGAAAACAUUGAUGUCACUUGGUAACCAAGUAUCUCCUCUAUAUAAAAAUGGGAUGUCCCAUAGCUCUGAUCUCCUCCACAUUCUCUCCACAAAUUGUGUACACCAAAAUGCCAGGCAAAAUCAUCAUCCACGCAGUCCGACACGCCCAGGGCUAUCACAAUCUUGGUGAAGAAUUCUUUCACCUGAGAGACCCCGCGCUAACGCCAUUUGGUCAACAACAAUGCAUCGAACGACGAAAAGCCUCGUUUCAGGAUCAGUCCAAGUUCAAACUCAUCGCAUCAUCGCCAAUGAUGCGAACCCUGCAUACGACAAAUCUUAUUUUUGAUGAUGCCAUUCAGACACAGGAUAUCCUUGCUAUCCCGGAAGCCCAAGAAAUUUCUGAUCACGGUUGCGAUAUCGGAACAGAUCCUGCUCUUCUCAAGGAGAUGACGUUGCGGAACGAGUGGCCUGUUGACCUGAGUCUUGUACCGGAAGGUUGGAAUGAUAAGAACCUCUAUGGACCGAACAGUCCCGUCACAGGCGCAUGUGCAGCACGUGCUCGCACAGUGAGAAGAAUACUCAGAGAAAAGGGUAUUGCUUUGAGUCAAGACACCGACGAGGACAUUCACAUUGCCCUAGUUGCUCAUGGAAGCUUCAUGCACUAUUUCAGCAACGACUGGGAAAACAGCACGACAGGAUGCGGUACAGGUUGGAAGAACUGCGAGACAAGGCGAUAUGUGUUUCAAAACGGCGAGUGGGACGAGAAUGCUUGGCUUAUCGAGACUGGGGAGAGCAGAUUGGCCCGCGGCAUGAAGGGUCCCGCUCCCUCGGCAGAGGAGCAACGGCGGUUAUAUGAGAAGACUAUGGUUGGCUGGGUUGAUCAGGGACUGCCGGAUAUAAGGUACCUGGAAACAGCUUCGGUCAUGCCGAUGCAGGAGCACUCAAGGUUGUAAGAUGCACGGUAGAUGGGUAUGUUUUGCAUGUGAGGAAUGAUAGAACAUGUGGAUGACAACAUAACGACAGAAGAUUAGUGUGAGCGGGUAUAUGCUAUCCGGGUCUUAGAUAUAGAAGAUUUGCUUUUGUUUGCCGGCCCAUAGGAACGAGAAUUCUUCGGAUUAUGGGACCGGAUGUAGCGAUUCAAGUUAUGUAUUAAACUGUGCGAGAUCAUCGUGUUGAUAUUUCUGGUGGAUAUGCUAAUAUCCCAUGCAUCUUAUGAAAAUUGCACAGCAGUCACCAUCGGCAUACAUAUAUGAAACUGGAG
This is a messenger RNA of Fusarium redolens, 1250 nucleotides long. Its product is annotated as histidine phosphatase superfamily. Gene Ontology annotation, molecular function: phosphatase activity. The transcript has a single exon. The record is from RefSeq and is a predicted model, not a curated record. Lineage: Eukaryota; Fungi; Ascomycota; Sordariomycetes; Hypocreales; Nectriaceae. Gene Ontology annotation, cellular component: cytoplasm. Bases 58 to 942 code for a protein of 294 amino acids.